UCAGGUCCAGCGACAUGGGUGGAAAAGUUUCCAGAAGCGAGAGGUACCCGUCAAAGUCCCGUCGACAUAGUCACGUCUUGUGCCAGUAGCGGCGGUAGCGCUCCGUCCCUCGUGUGGCGCUACUCUGUCAACCAUCCUCGAUCUGUUGUCAACCCUGGCUACUGCUGGCGGGUUGAUGAAAAUGGCUACGAUUCAGAACUUCGGGGAGGUCCCCUUGGAUCUGAUGUUUACAAGCUCCAGCAGUGGCACUGUCACUGGGGGGCGGUCAAUGGCGAAGGCUCAGAACACACAGUAGACGGACGGGCUUUUUCGGGUGAAUUACAUCUAGUUCACUGGAACACGAGCAAAUACAAUAGUUUCACUGAAGCAGCAGGACAACCAGAUGGACUUGCUGUACUCGGCGUACUAUUAACGGUUGGGUCUAAACAUAAUGAACUGGACAAGGUAGUGCGACUGCUGCCAUACAUUCAACACAAAGGCGAUAAGGUGACAUUUUCUGAGCCCCUCAAUCCUGCAAAUCUCCUGCCAAUACGCAUCGCGUAUUGGACGUACCCCGGCUCGCUGACGACGCCGCCGUGUACAGAAUCUGUCACUUGGAUACUAUUCAAGGAACCGGUAGAAGUUUCUGCUGAGCAGCUGGCAUUAAUGCGAAAAUUAAGAUGUGGAGAAGCCUCUUGUGGAGAAGAAGCGAUGGAGCUCCUUCACAAUUAUCGUCCUACACUGCCCCUCGGCAACCGAGAGUUGCGCGAUUAUGGUGGCAACUAACGUUUUCGAAAUAUUAAAUUUUAUAUAAAGUGCCCGUGAUAUUUUUAAAUUAUGAACGUAGGUAUAUAGAUUUUACUUGUAUAAAUAACACAAGAUUAUGAUAUUUUAACUGGCGCCGUAGCCCCAGUUACAGAAACAUGCGCCAAAUUGGUGCAUCUGAACAUACCUACAAGUUUGCAAAAAAUGCAAUUUUUUUUCAAUUGCUAAUUAUGUUGCUAACGAUGUUUGGCACUGAUUGUAAUAUUGUAAGGAAGAUAUAGAAACAAUAAUAUGUUUCGAGUUAUCUUCCAAGGCUCCAAUAACCUCAUCCUUACGACGCCUUUAGAAUAUUUAGAAGCAAAACAUGGUACUAUAUUUUGCUUUAAAAUAUAAAUCAUUAUAGUCAAUCACAAUGUUGUGUUAGCAGCUAGUUAAAUAGUCAUGUAUGUACACCCUAUUAUUAUUAUAAUUAGCAAUAGGUAAGUGUAAAAAUAUUUUUGCUGAUUAAAUAUUUAUUUAUUGUUAUUAUUCAUGCAGUAAAUACAAAAAUGUUUAACUACAAAUUAUUUAAAACUCGUUAUGAUAUAUAGAAUCAAGUGUACAUUAAAACAUGUUUUAUGUUCAUUAAAUAAGAAAGGCCGUUAUUAAUACAACUAAUAUGUGCAACAAAAAGAAAAUGGAGGCUUUCCAAAAUUAGUGCCUUAAUACUGGUGAUACUGGCGAUGAAUUGAAUUCUUUAAAUUAUAAUAGGUCUAAUUAUAUUCAUUAUGAUCUUACCAUUAACACAAGUGAACUGGAAUAAUUAUGAACUAAUGAGUAUGUCUUAUUGUUAGAAACUUGAAAAUUUUACUAUAAAGUCAUACUGAAGACGUAAAUAAAAUAUGUAUAAAACGUUAUUUGUAGUGUUGUGUCUUUAUUGUUCAAAGACAUUUUUUAUUUAUUUUUACAAGAACAAUUUUAUUUUAUUAUAUUUAUCUACAUGAACAAUCUUAUUGAGUGGACCUACUGUUUCUUUUAUAUUGCGUGUUUCAGUUAAGUAACGACACAGUUAUAUUACCUGUGAUCUCAUCCGAUGUAAUGAUAAAAUACUAUUAAGACAAUAAUUUUAAUAUGUCAUCAUUGUGUUGCAUAUUUAGCUUUUAGAGUAUUAUGCGACAAUUUUAGAAAUGUGUAAUAAACAUAUUAUUGAAUUUUGUAUA
Melitaea cinxia (Glanville fritillary) is the source of this 1943-nucleotide messenger RNA. RefSeq names its product carbonic anhydrase 2-like. Gene Ontology annotation, cellular component: cytoplasm. The transcript has 4 exons. The record is from RefSeq and is a predicted model, not a curated record. Lineage: Eukaryota; Metazoa; Arthropoda; Insecta; Lepidoptera; Nymphalidae. The annotation marks the transcript as partial. Gene Ontology annotation, molecular function: zinc ion binding; carbonate dehydratase activity.